AUGCACAACGUCAUCAUCGAGCAGGGAGAAGCUUUGUACAGUAGAGAAAGCCAACAGCCCAUCACAAACAUGCGGCUACCACUGCCGAGUCCCGACGAGGGAGGGCACUGCAGGGAUGUGUCUGCCAUGGUGGACUGCACUCCAUCGUACUAG
This is a messenger RNA of Plenodomus lingam JN3, 153 nucleotides long. The record is from RefSeq and is a predicted model, not a curated record. Lineage: Eukaryota; Fungi; Ascomycota; Dothideomycetes; Pleosporales; Leptosphaeriaceae.